Chanos chanos (milkfish) is the source of this 1832-nucleotide messenger RNA. It is a transcript of the gene ppp2r3b, whose product is annotated as protein phosphatase 2, regulatory subunit B'', beta. The record is from RefSeq and is a predicted model, not a curated record. The transcript has 14 exons. Gene Ontology annotation, molecular function: calcium ion binding; protein phosphatase regulator activity. Gene Ontology annotation, cellular component: protein phosphatase type 2A complex. Gene Ontology annotation, biological process: protein dephosphorylation. Bases 1 to 1749 code for a protein of 582 amino acids. NCBI's taxonomy places the organism in Eukaryota, Metazoa, Chordata, Actinopteri, Gonorynchiformes, Chanidae.
AUGCCUUCCCCACAAAUCCUACAGCCGGUCCUAAAAAUGAAGGUGGAUGAGCUCUUCCUGAACUGGCUGAGUGAGCCCAGUACUCAGGUGUUACUGAAAGAUUGCCUGCAAAAGAUCAAGCAUGGAGAAGGGAUGGAUCUGGCCAGUGGGGAUUUUAAGGAGAAGACCUCACUGGUCGUUGGUGAAAAUAACAACAUUGCAGUCAAAAAGAGUAUGACUGAAAGGACUUCUGCACCGUUUAGUGCUCCGUCCAGUCCUCCAUCACCGGCACUACCUUCUGGCAGUGGGAGUACUCACAGAGGUGGACCAAACGGAAGAGCAUUGCGACGCUCUGUCAGCACCAAGAAGCAAGCUCAGGUUAAGAAAGAGGAGCCCAUUACACCAGCAUUAAGUGAAAGCAUUCCAAAGUUCUACUUCCCUCGAGGACGGCCAAAAGCCAAUCUCAACAUUGACCAUCUCAUUUCCAAGAUAGAGAAAAUAUUUUCCCAAUUCCCCAAUGAAAGAGCGACUAUUGAAGACAUGGGGAAGGUUGCCAAGGCAUGUGAGUGUCCUCUUUAUUGGAAAGCUCCAUUGUUCUACGCUGCUGGAGGGGAUAGAACAGGAUUUGUCUCCGUUCACAAGUUUGUUGCGAUGUGGAGAAAAGCGCUCCAGACGUGUCAUGAUGACGCAUCCAAAUUUGUUCACCUUCUGGCCAAACCUGCCUGUCAUUAUUUGGAACAAGAGGACUUUAUUCCAUUCCUGCAGGAUGUGGUGGACUCUCAUUCAGGCCUAGUGUUUCUAAAGGAGGCGUCUGACUUUCACUCACGCUACAUUACCACAGUAGUUCAAAGGAUAUUUUAUAAUGUAAACCGAUCAUGGACAGGAAGAAUCACGUGUUCAGAACUCAGAAAAAGCAGUUUUCUUCAAAAUGUGGCUCUGUUGGAAGAGGAGGAAGAUGUCAACCAUCUGACAGAGUACUUCUCUUACGAGCAUUUCUAUGUCAUCUACUGUAAAUUCUGGGAACUGGACACAGACCACGAUCUCUACAUAGACCAGAGGGACCUAGCGAGGCACAAUGAUCAAGCCAUCUCACAAAGAAUGAUCGAGAGAAUAUUCUCAGGAACCGUAACCAGGGAUAGAAGAGUCCGUAAAGAAGGCAGGCUGAGCUAUGCUGACUUUGUGUGGUUUCUCAUCUCAGAGGAGGAUAAGAAGACAGAGACCAGUAUAGAGUACUGGUUCCGGUGUAUGGACCUGGAUGGUGAUGGUGUUCUGUCCAUGUAUGAGCUGCACUACUUCUACCAGGAGCAGUGUCAGAAGCUGGAAACCAUGGCCAUCGAACCCCUGCCUUUUGAGGACUGCCUCUGCCAAAUGCUCGACCUGGUCAGGCCAGAAGUAGAAGGUAAAAUCACCCUCCGUGACUUGAAGAGGUGCAAACUGGCGCAUAUAUUUUUUGACACGUUUUUCAACAUUGAAAAGUACCUGGACCAUGAACAGAAAGAUCCUUUCUCCGUCAUAAGGGAUGGGGAAUCUGAAGGUCAGGACAUCUCUGACUGGGAAAGAUAUGCUGCAGAGGAAUACGACAUCUUGGUUGCCGAGGAGACUGCUAACGAGCAUUACAAUGACGGCUAUGAAAAUGUCCUGGAUCCACUGGACCAGGAUAUGGCCUCUGACUACGACCUGUGCAGUGAGAAAAGACAUUUCUUUGAGAUCCCAAAUCCCCACUGUAAUCUGGACCUGGAUGAGUACGAGUAUGAGGACGACUUUGAAUGAUGACUGCUGCAUCCAUACACAGCCAACAGACACCAUCAUCACUUAGUAGAACGUAGCUGUAUUAACCACUUGCACUAAAACCA